AACCAAUUCCUUUUCAGUUUUCACUCUCUCUCUCUCUCGAGCCUUACACUCCUCCAUUCUCGAUACUUUUUUCAAUUCAGGAUCUCUUCGAAAUCUCCACCGCCUUACAAUCUUCGAAAGCCUAAAUUGGAUUCACAUUGUCGUAUGCGAUCCAUUGUUUGAUGCACGUAACCCUACUUGAACGAAAUUCCGCCUCCGCCUUUUUGAUUUUUUUUUUUGAAGUUGCUUGACCGCCCCGCCGGUGGUGGGGAAUGACGGAGGCGCAGCCGACGGAGAACGGCGGAGGGAUGGCGGCGGCAUCUGAGCAAAUCGGUACAAAGCGUCAGCGACGACCUAGCGUCAGGUUGGGCGACAUCGGCGGGAAUCAUACCUCUUACGAGCACCGCAGAGACAGAGUUAAGGCGCCAUGGAAGGACUCGUCCAGCAAGGCCGCUUCCAAGACUCGGCAUCUCACCAACUUUUCAAGUAAUGAAACCCUAACCCUCGCUGAUAACAAUGCCAAUGAUAAUACUGGUAGAAAUGCGAACAAAAAGAUUAGUAAUAAUGUGGAUGAGGAUGACGAUAGAGGUGAUAAUUUAGAUAGUGUUGCGAUUGGUAGCUGGAAGGUUAGGGAUUUGAAAUCUAAAAGAGGUGCGACGACUAAGAGAGUGAGGUCCAAUUGGUUUUCCAGCUCCAAAGCCAAUGAGAGUGAUGGGGAUGACAAGGUAAUUAGUGGUAGCAGGGAAGAGGUGGAGAAUAAUGAUGAAAUUUGUCCCGAUUCUGAAACCGAGGAUUCAGAGCACACCCCACUUCAUCCGUUGGAUAACAAUAAGAAUAACACUAAUGCAGGCAUGGGUGAUGAUGCCAGAGGAAUUGGGAAUUUGACUAGUAGGAGGAUGACUAGGGUUUCAGAGGAGGGGCCAAGUGAUACUGAAUUCAGGAACUGGAACUACUCAUCUGAGAGAAAUGGGGUGAAAGUAUGGUUGAAUCAGUUAGGACUUGGGAGGUAUGCCCCUUUGUUUGAGAUUCAUGAGGUUGACGACGAGGUUUUGCCAAUGCUGACCUUGGAGGAUCUUAAGGAUAUGGGGAUCAAAGCAGUUGGUUCUCGGAGGAAAAUGUACUGUGCCAUUCAGAAACUUAAUAAAGGGUUCUCCUAGAAGCCUAAAUUGAAGCAGCUACUAUGUCUGUUGGCCAUCCAUUGUGAGGUUUUUGUUUGCAGUAAAUUGCUGGUUCAACAAGAAAGAGGAUGAGAAACUGCUUUCUUCAGAAACUGAAGGCAGAAACAUGAGCAAAAUUAGCUAUCAGACAGGUAGGUACAAGGACAUAUAACAUUUCCUUCAGAAGCACUAUCAACCUCAAUGAGGAUUUAAUUUUCAAGCCAGAGAAAAAGUUUGCAGACCUUUUCACACUUCGCAGGAAUCACAUUCGACAACCCUAAGUCCCUAACGGCCUAAGCAGUCCGGCAGACGACGCACGGAAAUCCCCAUCUGCUAGCCGCAGCCGCCACUCCACCAGCCCCAUCCGCCGGCCGCAACUGCCGCUCUGCCAGCCCCAUCCAUCCAGUCCAGCCUAUCCCCAU
Molecule: messenger RNA, 1558 nt
Organism: Ipomoea nil (Japanese morning glory)
Lineage: Eukaryota; Viridiplantae; Streptophyta; Magnoliopsida; Solanales; Convolvulaceae
Exons: 3
Coding region: 252-1136 (294 amino acids)
Molecular function (GO): protein binding
Source: RefSeq, a predicted model, not a curated record